Molecule: messenger RNA, 4657 nt
Organism: Vespula vulgaris
Lineage: Eukaryota; Metazoa; Arthropoda; Insecta; Hymenoptera; Vespidae
Product: MORN repeat-containing protein 3-like
Exons: 4
Coding region: 48-728 (226 amino acids)
Source: RefSeq, a predicted model, not a curated record
AUAUAUUCGGUAGAAUCAUCGUAGUGUUUUUCGAUUAGUUCUGCAAAAUGCCCUUUUUGAAAUGUUUAAAAAUUUCUUCUAGUAAAGAACAAUCGGAAAGAACCAAAAGAAAUGGAUUACGGUUUUCGAUAUAUAGUUCAUAUAAGAAAGUUCUUUUCAAGGGACAUUAUAAAGGCGAAUGGAAGGACGAUAGGAAACACGGCAAGGGUAUAGACAUAGACAGAAAUGGUUGGAUGUACGAAGGUGAUUGGUUUUGUGGACGAAAACACGGUUAUGGAGUAUUGAGUAAAAUUUCAAAGGACGGUAGUAUUCGUAAAAUAUAUGCGGGUAAUUGGAUGAUGGGAAAAAAGGAAGGUUUUGGUAAUCAUUGGUACGAUAAUGGCGAUUAUUAUGAAGGGGACUUUCAUUGUAACAAACGUCAUGGUUAUGGCCGUAUUUGGUACAAAAAUUCCGAUUAUUACCAAGGCUUUUGGAAAAAUGAUUUUCCGAAUGGCAAAGGAAUAUUCGUUGAAGGAAAUGGAAAUCGGUACGAGGGAACUUUCGUCGAUGGCAAAAGAAAUAAAUUCGGUACAUUUUAUCAUUUAGACACCGGCCAAUGUCAAUACGGUUAUUGGUGCAACGAUUCUUGCAUUCAUAGCAUAAUGCGAGAUAUUAAUUGGCGACAAUCGGCGUUACAUCCAACACCAUAUCCCAUACCGGAAAUAAAAAUGUCGACCAUUUGUUAUUGACAUUCGAUUUAAUUUAUUUUUUUUUUUAUCGUUAAUCGUAAUCAACGAAUCAUCGAUUGUUAAAUAAUGAUGAUUUUUUUACAUAAUAACAAGCAAAACUUCUUUCAUAUAAUUUUGUAUUUUCAUUAUACGUGCGAGGAAUAUCGUGUUUUCCCAUUUAGAAACUUUGUUCUUCGAUUGCUCUUCGUAUAAUCACGAAACGUCCUUCCUUUUGCGUUAUGCCAUUAACUAGUUUGAAGUUGUAUUAAAGCUAUCGUUACGAGUAGUAACUCCCAUGAUUUUCCGCAUGUGCUUCAUUAAAAUGAAGAAUAAACAUUUCCAAACAUGCUUCUGAUUUUCUCUCUCUCUCUCUCUCUCCUUCUCUCUUUCUAGUUUUCUGUUUUUAUUGAGUAUCAUUUCAAUAUUUUCCUUUUACCACGGAAAUAUCUAUAUCUAUGUUGAAAAGGAACAAGUUUCUAUAAUAGGUAUCUAAAGUUUGUAGAUGUAAUACCUAGAUUAAUUUUACGUAUCAUCAGAGAUUCGCUAUUAUCAAAGUUAGUUUAUACAUUCUACCGAUAGAUGGCCGUAUAAGUUCUUUUAUCGAUCGGUAAGAUCGAGCUUCGAAGAGAAUGUUUGCAUAACUAUCUACUACUGCGUCCUAAUUGUAAGUACGAGUUAGGAUAUAUGUACGUUUUAAAUUUAGAGGUUAAAAGAUAGGUCGAUUUUAUCAAUAUUAUUUGUUUUUAAAAUAUCUUCAAUAUAUAUAUAUAUACAUAUAUAUAUUUGAGCAAGUACGCGUGCACGAUAAUAUUUUCUUUAGUAAAAUAGAAAUGGAUGGAUAAUAGAAGAGAUAUGUAAAAGGAAGUUUGGCAAAGCAGACGAAGAUAUCCUUCGCCAGAAAGCACUUCAUUCUUUCAAAAAAAAAAAAGAAGAAAUAAUCCUUUCGACUAGAGACGAAAAUUGACGUCGUUCCAGUGUGCGUUCAAAUACGAGAAGAAUAGAAUAGACGGUUACCACGAGGAACACCACUUUCCUUCGCAAGACAGUGCGAGUAUAGUAGAAACAAUAUUAACUGUUAAAAGCUCGACGUUUCUUUGCAUCGGAUUUCUUUGCCACAGCGUCUCGAGAGCAGCUAAUGGAAUAAACUUUCUUGCCGUUUCUCCCGAGUCAACGAACAAGAAAAAGCUGCUACGUACGUAGAUACGUAGGUAUGUACAUACAAUUCCAAACUUUCCUACAUAUAUAAAAUCUGAUUUUUAAUUUAAACAAAACCGACUUCAAUUUCAAUCGACCAAGGAAGCUGAGCACCGUCGCUAUCCGAUCAUUCUCUUCUUCUUAAACACGGCUUGAUCGAUUUCGUAAAUUUUUCAGUGACCCAUUCGCCUUUCCUUGUGAUUCCUGAAUACCAAUCUAAAAUUUUCAUCGAGUCCCUCCGAACGCUUCAUACACACCCGAUAGUUUUCAAUAUUCAAGAACUAUAUAACAGUGCAGAAUAUUCGCAUGGAAAGGAGGAAAAGAGUAAAAAAAAAGAAAAAAGACAUACACAAGAAAAAAGCGAAAAAAAAUAAAGAAGAAAGAUAAAGAAGAUAAAAAAGAAACGGAAGGAAAAAAUGUGAUAUACCUACCUCGAUAUAUGAUUUGAUUCGAUUUGAAUCGUAAUAAGUUUCGAUCCGUUUUUCGGUCACGCGAUCCUUUCUUCCGUAGUGACGGAGGAAAACCCGUUCGGUGACGAGGUAUCAGAGUUUAAAUAAAGGAAGAAAUAAUGAAUUAAUUUCGUAGGGAAGAAUCAACAUCAAAGUCGAAACGUUAACGCGUAGAUAUAUAUAUAUGUAUUUCGAUGUCGAGCAAUAGCUGUUUAGAAAGAAAAUCCGUGCACGUGGUCGAACGGUGUUAAAGAACAGUCGCGACACAACAACACGCACGCGACGAGAGCUCGUUGCUCACUGACUCGAGAGAGGCGCGCGCACGCGGCUUCCUAACUUCGCGCUAUCCCUUCUACUACUCCCUCGCUUGACUUACCCCCACCUCGUCAACUACUACGACGGUAUUUAUCAAUUAUUCGUCGAAAAAAAUGGAAAUAUAUAAAAUUGUUUGUUGGCCACGAAAAAUUUUUACAACACAAACAUUACUUUAUUCGUCGUAAGAAACUUUAAAAAAAAAAGAAAGAAAAAAAAGCUGUAUGAAAUUAUUAUAUUCUAUAUGAUAUAAUGAUAAUGAAUAUUGCAUUGCCACUUUCAUUUCAUUUUUUAUCAAAAGUUCUUAUAACUUUAGCAUUAUUAAUUCUUUUCAGAUUGAUUCAUAUUUAUUAAUAGAUAAGAUAGAUAAUUUAUUUUUAUCGAUAGAUUAUACUAUUAUCGUACUAUAGGAAAAUAAUAAUGUGUACGUUUAGGAGAUAAUGAAAGUGACUAUUACUCAUUUACUAUCAUCGCUUCGUUUAAAAGUAUCGUGCACGUUCCUAUCGAUCCAACGACGAUAACCGGCCAAUCAAUCGAACGUCUCAAUUCAUUAUAUUUAUAUAGUACUAUGAUUAUAAUUUACUGUUAAAGACGAGUUAUAAAUAUAAACAUUUGUGACGAUAAACCAUAAUUAAUGAUUAAUAAAUAAACAUUUGAAACAUUACAACGAAAUCGUCUUUCGAUCGAAUAAUUAUAAAUCGAGUAAAUCGAGGUAGGAUCCUUUUUUUAUGUUUUUUAUGCGAAAACAAAUUCGAAAAUAAAAGAUAAAUGGAUUCUCGGUAGAACGCGACGAUUCGAGUAGAAAGACAAUAGAGUUUGAACGAUGUCGCGAGACUUACUUGCAAUAAAUGCAAAACGACUUGACCCGGUGCGAGGUCCGAAGAAGACAAGACACGUAUUGAAACGUCCUCGUCCUUCGAGGAGGAACUUUCGGACGAGCGUGCACAAGUACGCGAAUGCACUUUACAAUGGAACGAGCGAUCGUAAGCGCGCGCGCGCGUACAAAGCUGCACAUGACAGCAAACUCGAUUACAGCAUUGCCAUUAAGCAACAUCAAACGCGUCUGAAACAGUCGUCAGAGAACGAUCUAAAGGCUUUACUUACCUAUCUAACGUGAUAUUCGAAUGAGAACAUUAUAUUUAGAUUAUGUACAUAAGGAAUAGCUUACGUAACUAAACAUGUCCACGAUUCAUAUCGUAAAAUGUCGGGGAAAUAUAUUAUCAUUAAAAAUUUUUUUUAAAUUAGCUACGUCAUGUUGGGCUUUCUUUUUAUAAAUGUUUAAUUAAAGAAAUGGUAACGAAAAGUUGCAACGUAUUAAAUGUUAAAUAUUAAAGUAUAUGAAUGUAGACACAGAUGUUAUAAACAUAAAAUAAAAUCAAUUUUAUAUAGUUCAUUCGCGUGAAAAUUGAUCGAUGAACUCCAAUUCAUAUUUGUCGAAGGAUCGACGAAACGAAGUGUAUAAAAAUAAUAAGAAUAUUUUAUUGACAAAAGAAGGAAUUUCUAUCUUUAUAUAAAGAAAUGAAUAUUCGAAUAUAUUUGUAUCUUCAUAAUUGUUAAAAUUAAUAGAAACUAAUAGAUUAACAUAAAUAAGAUUCGUAUACGUAUCAUCUAUGUAAAUCUAGAAAGUGAAACUACGUAUGUAUUUCGAUUAAAUAAUCUAUGCGUAUUUCUUUUAUAUUUUUCGUAUUCUAUUGUCUUAUCGCUUAAUGUAACGCUUUUAAAAAUAAGUAUGUCUCUUUAUUUGUUGUUCCCGUAAAAAUUUUGCUAAUCAUUGUUUUCAUAAUCGUGGCAUUGGUUAUAUUUAGAAAAUAGUAAUUAAUAUAUCCUAACAUUUUCGGCGAAUAAUUACUGUGUUUACGUGUGUGCUCGCCUUAAUUUUCAAAAACAAUUCGUUAAAAGCAAAUUCGUAUAUUUUUCAUGCAUAUAUAUAUAUAUGAAAUAUGUUUUUAGCAUAUGUUACAUGGAUAAAUACACGCAGUGUAUUCAUGAUUUAUA